Microthlaspi erraticum is the source of this 942-nucleotide messenger RNA. The record is from the annotation of a GenBank genome assembly. NCBI's taxonomy places the organism in Eukaryota, Viridiplantae, Streptophyta, Magnoliopsida, Brassicales, Brassicaceae.
AUGUACUCGAGGAGUCAGGAGGAGCAUGCGACUCACUUGAGGUUGGUUCUGGAGAAGCUUCGGGAGCAGAAGCUUUUUGCUAAGUUGAGCAAGUGCAGUUUCUGGCAGCGAGAGAUGGGAUUUCUUGGCCACAUUGUUUCUGCAGAGGGAGUUUCUGUGGAUCCGGCUAAGAUUGAGGCUAUCAGAGAUUGGCCUAGACCUAGUAGUGCCACAGAGAUCAGGAGUUUUCUGGGUUUGGCAGGAUACUACAGGAGGUUCGUCAAGGGGUUUGCUACCAUGGCGCAGCCGAUGACGAAGUUGACUGGGAAGGAUGUCCCGUUUGUUUGGUCAGCUGAGUGUGAGGAGAGCUUUAGUCAGCUCAAGGAGAUGUUGACUACUACACCAGUGUUGGCGUUACCCGAGCCAGGGAAGCCUUACAUGGUGUAUACAGAUGCUUCAGGCAUUGGUCUUGGUUGUGUGCUGAUGCAGGAGGGCAGAGUGAUAGCAUAUGCUUCGAGACAGUGGCAGGGCAGUGAGCGUAACCGUCCUACACAUGACUUAGAGUUGGGAGCAGUGAUCUUCGCGUUGAAGAUUUGGAGGUCUUACUUGCUAGGUGAGACAGUACAGGUCUUCACAGAUCACAAGAGUUUGCAGCAUAUCUUCACUCAGCCGAUGAUGAACGCGAGACAGACGCGCUGGGUUGAGUUCUUGGCGGACUAUCAGGUGAACAUUAACUACCAUCCGGGCAAGGCUAACCUAGUGGCGGACGCGUUGAGUAGACGGAGGUAUGAUUCCGCAGUUGAGCGAGAUGUGGAGUCUCUGGUUGGCGAGAUCAGUACCUUGCGUUUGUGUGCCAUUUCGCAGGAGCCUUUGGGUUUAGAGGCAGUGGAUCAGGCGGAUCUACUUAGCAGGAUCAGAGUUGCUCAGCAGAGUGAUCAGAGUUUGCUGGAUGCGACAGAGUGA